Molecule: messenger RNA, 4043 nt
Organism: Musa acuminata AAA Group (dessert banana)
Lineage: Eukaryota; Viridiplantae; Streptophyta; Magnoliopsida; Zingiberales; Musaceae
Product: receptor protein kinase TMK1-like
Exons: 2
Coding region: 771-3713 (980 amino acids)
Biological process (GO): protein phosphorylation
Molecular function (GO): protein kinase activity; ATP binding
Source: RefSeq, a predicted model, not a curated record
UAGCAGAAUAUUGCCUCUGGAUCAUACAACUCACAGUCUAUGAACUCAAACCUAAUCAUUCAACAUCACCCAAUGCUCUAGUGGAAGAAGCUCAGUGACAAGAUUGUUCUCAGGAGUUCUCAAAUACUGCAAAGUGGCUGGUCCUCUAUAAAUCUACAUUUGCUGCAACUUGUUCUGAUCAUGAAUUUAUUUGUGGACUUCAUUGAAGAAAAGAAUGCUUUGGAGAGUCGAUAAUUUGUUGUUUUUUAUUUUUGUUAUUUUGUUUCUUCGACUGCAAUUCACAACCAAAGAGUUGUGUGCAUCUGACCUCUUGACCAUACACUUGUCUACACUUGUUAUAGUUCUGUGAUAGUAUGCUAUUGCGAAUGAAAUGGAACAAAGGCAUUCACAGAGGCUCUUCCUUCUCUUUGCAGGUUGUCAAUGGAGACAAAAGGAGAUGAUGCUAAGCGGGUUUCUCAUCUGCUGUGGGUUGGCAAGGCUCCGGAGAUACGAGGUACGCGUACAGCAUAUCACCUAGUUGGAUAAAAUGGCCUAGAGAACUGGCUUGCGCUUACGGAAUCAUCCGGUAACUACUUGUUUAUUCGGUCUCGCCAAAUCGACAACCUUAGAGCCCCCGAGGAAAUGACGUGGCAAGAGGUUUCGGUCCUAUAAGUUGGAGAAAACCUGGAUCCUGUCCUGGGGGUUUCAGAAGACGGAGGAAGCGUCCUCGCUCCACUCCAUGUGCUUUUCUUCUUUCUUUGCGUCUCUCUCUCUCUACUCUUCUCUCUUCCAUGUGCUCCUCGUCACCUUCUUCUUCUUCUUUGCGUUUCUCUCUCCUCUUCUCUCUUCCAUGUGCUCCUCGUCACCUUCUUCUUCUUCUUCUUCUUCAUCCUCCUCCUCCUCCUGCACACAUUAGUUUCACCUGCUCGCUCGCUGUACAAGCCAUGGUCUGCUGCUUCCUUCGCCACCUACUGCUGAUGACUUUGCUUCUCGCCGUCGCCGGGUCCGACACCGACCCGGGAGACUUAGCCGCCAUGCAGGUCAUCGCCGCCGGCCUGGGAGCUAACCGCUCCCCCUCUCUAGCCUGGUCCCCCUCCGCCGAACCCUGUUCCGCCUGGGCCGGCGUCUCCUGCACCGGCGGCCGCGUCACGGCCAUCCGGGCCGGCAACUGCAGCCUCUCCGGCUCCCUUCCCUCCGCCGUUCGCAGUCUCACCGCCCUCACCCGCCUCGAGCUCCAGCAGAACAGCCUCUCCGGACCCCUCCCCUCCCUUGCCGGCCUCGCCGCCCUCCAGGUCCUCCUCCUCCACGGCAACCGCUUCUCCUCCCUCCCGGCCGACUUCUUCACCGGCCUCACCUCACUCCAGUCCGCAUUCAUUGACAACAACCCCCUCGCCCCCUGGUCCCUUCCGGACUCCCUCCGCGACGCCGCCGCCCUCGUCAACUUCUCCGCCAACUUCGCACGCGUCUCCGGCCCCCUCCCCGCCUUCCUCGGCACCGCCUUUCCCGCCCUCGACCACCUCGGCCUCGCCUUCAACCUCCUCUCGGGCCCAGUCCCCGUCGCCUUUGCCGCUGCCCCGCUCCGCUCCCUCUGGCUCAACAACCAGCAGGGCGCCGCCCGCUUCUCCGGCGGCAUCUCCUUAGUCGAGAACAUGACCGCCCUUGAGGAGCUCUGGCUCCACUCUAACGACUUCUCCGGGCCGCUGCCGGACUUCUCCCAGCUCACCCGCCUGCGCGACCUCCAGCUCAGGGACAACCGCCUGACCGGCGUCGUCCCCAAGUCUUUGACCCAGCUCCCGUCGCUGAGCAAGGUCACCCUCACCAAUAAUCUGCUGCAGGGGCCCGUGCCCGUCUUCCCGAGCUCGGUGAAGGAAGUCAACGUAGACCCCAAAGGCGAGCGCUUUUGCCUUCCGAAUCCCGGCGACUGCGAUCCCCGCGUGACAGUCUUGCUAUCUGUUGUGAAAGACUUCGGCUAUCCUGCUAGGUUUGCCGAGAAUUGGGUGGGUAAUGAGCCCUGCGGGUGGUUGGGGAUCAGCUGUGACGACGGUGGCAACAUCACGGUGAUCAACCUUCAGAAGAUGGGUCUGAAUGGGACGAUAUCACCGGACUUUGGAUCGAUUGCAUCACUGCAGCGGCUGCUACUGUCGAACAACAAUCUCACCGGGACAAUUCCAGCUUCACUCGCAAGCUUACCAUCUCUCAGGCAAUUGGAUGUGUCGAACAACAACUUAUGGGGGCAAAUUCCGAGCUUUAGCAAGAAUGUAUUGGUGAACACUGCAGGGAAUCAGAACAUUGGGAAGGAUUUGACUGGUUAUAGCAAUUCAAAUCCAAAUGUGUUAUCUGAUGCAAGUAGCAGCCACAAUGGCCAUCCUUCCUCUGUUCCUGUGGCCGUUAUUGUAGUUUCAGUGAUUGCUGUGGUGGUCGGAAUUAGCCUUGCUGUGGUGUUGGGUUUCUGCUACUACAAGAGAAAGCUGCAACAGCGCAGCAGAGUUCAGAGUCCAAACACGACCGUAAUACUCCCACGGCAUUCGCGAUCCGACCCAGACACGACUAAGAUCACGGUCGCAGGAUUGAGCAUUGAUGAUGGCAUGACUUUGGGCAAUGUCCAUGUUGUGGAGACUGGGAACAUGGUGAUCUCGAUUCAAGUCCUUAGGAAUGUGACCAACAAUUUCAGCGAGGAGAACAUAUUAGGUCGUGGUGGAUUCGGAACAGUGUACAAGGGUGAGCUGCAUGAUGGCACCAAGAUUGCAGUCAAGAGGAUGGAGGCAGGUGUGAUGGGGACAAAGGGCCUAAAUGAGUUCAAAUCAGAAAUCUCAGUUCUCACAAAGGUCAGGCAUCGGAAUUUGGUGUCUCUGCUUGGGUACUGCUUGGAUGCAAAUGAGAGGCUUUUGGUCUAUGAAUACAUGCCUCAAGGGACGCUAAGUCGCCAUCUUUUCGAAUGGAAGGAAUCGGGGUUGAAGCCAUUGGAAUGGAAGAAGAGACUAAGUAUCGCAUUGGAUGUGGCAAGGGGGGUGGAGUAUUUACACAGUUUGGCACAACAGAGUUUUAUCCACAGGGAUCUGAAGCCUUCUAACAUUCUUCUUGGGGAUGAUAUGAAGGCUAAGGUUGCGGACUUUGGACUAGUUCGACUUGCGCCAGAUGAGAAAGGCUGCUCUGUCCAGACGAGAGUCGCGGGGACAUUCGGUUAUCUUGCGCCGGAGUAUGCAGUUACUGGGCGUGUGACCACAAAGGUUGAUGUGUUUAGCUUUGGAGUGAUACUGAUGGAGCUGAUCACUGGUAGAAAGGCGCUGGAUGAGAGCCAACCCGAGGAGAAUGUGCACUUGGUGACGUGGUUUUGGAGGAUGCUGCUUAACAAGGAUGCAUUUCACAAGGCCAUCGAUCCCACCAUCGACCUCGAUGAGGAUACCUCAGCUAGCAUCAGCACUGUUGCGGAGCUCGCUGGCCACUGCUGUGCUCGAGAGCCUCACCAAAGGCCGGACAUGAGUCACGGAGUCAAUGUUCUCUCGUCACUCGCAGAGCUCUGGAAGCCUUCAGAUCCAGACUCAGAGGAAAGCUAUGGCAUCGACCUCGACAUGACACUUCCGCAAGCACUAGAGAAAUGGCAGGCAUUGGAGGACCGCAGCCAUGUGGAUGGAGCCACGACCUCAUUCCUCGCUAGCUUGGACAACACCCGCACCAGCAUUCCGACAGGGCCACCAGGCUUUGCGGAUGCUUUCACUUCGGCUGAUGGAAGAUGAGCUCAAUGGGGAAAAAGAGAGAAACGAGUUGUACAAGAAACUCAAGUUUCAACCAAAGGUUUGUCCAUUCACUUUGUUUCUUCUUUGGCUAUGAUUUGUUCCUUUUCUUUUUUCCUUCUUUAAUCAUGUAUUGUGAUUUUUAGCAGAACCACCCAGAAGAAUAUACCAAGAUAUGUUUUGAUUUUUGGCUAGACAAGUUGGAUGAAUGGAUAGAAAUAAUGAUAUUGCAUGGAACAGAACCAACAUGUCUCACUCUACAAACAAUGAUGUAUUGUUGAGGAGGAUUAUACAAUGCAGAUUGAGAGAGGUUAAUUCUUCCCCUCAUUCUCA